AUGCAGGUCCCCAAUGUAACUCUGGAUGACCUCCAGGCCUUCCAAUCUAAGCACUUCUUGGGUCAACAGCUGACCGUGGUUUCCCAAGAAAAUGACCAAACCACAGACGAGGAUCUCGGAUACUACCCAGAUGGAGUGAAGCGCACACUUACAGAUGAGCAAAUUCGCAUUUUCAGACACAGUGAAAUCCAUGCCCUGCUGCGAGAGAGGCAGCUCAAGGAUGACGAGGAGCAGUACCAAGCUCGGAUGCAGCCAUCUCUAGAUGAUGGACCAGAGGGGAAACCGGACACUGCAUCGGAGAAGCGGCCUCUAGAUGCUGAGUCUCAGAUGCAGGGUGGAGAACAGAAGCGGUCGAAACCACAGCCACGGAAGGGAUCUAAGAAACACACUCGAGAGGAUAAGCCGUCGACGCUCCUAGACUACGGGGAUGACUCUAGUGAAACGAAAAAGGCUAGGCCACCGGUGUCACAAAUGCCCUACCAAGGUCGCAGAAUUAUCUCCUACGAUGACUGA
Molecule: messenger RNA, 513 nt
Organism: Penicillium verrucosum
Lineage: Eukaryota; Fungi; Ascomycota; Eurotiomycetes; Eurotiales; Aspergillaceae
Product: DUF3807 domain-containing protein
Exons: 2
Coding region: 1-513 (170 amino acids)
Source: RefSeq, a predicted model, not a curated record